Leptosia nina is the source of this 1434-nucleotide messenger RNA. NCBI's taxonomy places the organism in Eukaryota, Metazoa, Arthropoda, Insecta, Lepidoptera, Pieridae. The record is from the annotation of a GenBank genome assembly.
AUGGGUCAGACGAACACGCACGUCCAUAAUAAUUACACUUCAUCAAAUAACAGCCCAGCUUACGAUAUAAUUGAGUUAGAUAAAGACGAGUGUGCGGUCGCUGAUGACCCUAAAUAUCCCAGUAGCUUGGGAAUAACGCUGGCCGUGCCAGAAUGGGAGGCCAUUUGCACGGCCAUCGUACUCACUCUCAUUAUUAUUUCCACCAUAGUAGGGAACAUCCUCGUAAUUUUAAGCGUAUUCACUUAUAAACCGCUGCGCAUAGUACAAAACUUCUUUAUUGUUUCACUGGCGGUGGCCGAUCUAACAGUUGCCAUAUUGGUUCUACCGCUGAACGUCGCCUAUUCGAUUCUAGGACAAUGGGUGUUCGGGAUUUAUGUGUGCAAAAUGUGGCUGACCUGCGACAUAAUGUGUUGCACGUCAUCAAUUUUGAACCUCUGCGCGAUCGCCUUGGACAGAUAUUGGGCAAUUACGGACCCCAUAAAUUACGCCCAAAAGAGGACCUUAGAAAGAGUGCUCCUAAUGAUCGGUAUCGUCUGGAUCUUGUCCCUCGUCAUUAGCUCGCCACCGUUAUUGGGAUGGAACGAUUGGCCCGAAGUGUUUGAACCUGACACGCCUUGUCGAUUGACGUCGCAGCCGGGCUUUGUUAUAUUUUCAUCUUCCGGUUCCUUCUAUAUACCAUUAGUUAUAAUGACGGUAGUUUACUUUGAAAUAUAUUUAGCGACGAAGAAAAGACUCCGCGAUCGAGCUAAAGCCACAAAGAUUAGUACUAUAUCUACAGGAAAGAGUAAGUACACGCCGAAAGAUAGCGACCCGCACGACCAGGAUUCUGUCAGUUCUGAAGCAAAUCAUAACGAACAUCAGGGUGUAACUCGACUCGUCUCCGACAAUGAGAAGAAGAAGACAAAGAAAGCGACGCCCAAAAAGAAACCCAAGAAGCGAUACUGGAGUAAAGACGAUAAGUCGCAAAAUAAGUUAAUCGUACCGAUUCUGUCCAAUGAGAAUUCUGUUAGCGAUAUGAUUGAUAAUCCGGAGAAUCGCAACACCUCCUCCGAGAGUAACUCAAAGGAGACCCACGACGAAGAUCUAGAAGUUGUGGAAGCCGGUUCUGCCAAGUCUCAAAAGCGCUUGAGACCCAAUCAGCAGAACACCGUGUACCAGUUCAUUGAGGAGAAACAACGAAUAUCAUUAACUCGAGAGCGUCGAGCUGCGAGGACUCUCGGCAUAAUAAUGGGAGUGUUCGUCGUGUGUUGGCUUCCAUUCUUUGUCCUAUAUCUCGUAAUACCGUUUUGUUCGAGCUGCUGUUUAUCGAACAAGUUCACGAACUUCGUAACUUGGCUGGGAUAUGUAAAUUCAGCCCUAAACCCUUUAAUAUACACGAUAUUUAAUAUGGAUUUCAGAAGGGCGUUUAAGAAAUUGCUCUGUAUGAAGCCGUAA